Molecule: messenger RNA, 1951 nt
Organism: Acipenser ruthenus (sterlet)
Lineage: Eukaryota; Metazoa; Chordata; Actinopteri; Acipenseriformes; Acipenseridae
Product: ankyrin repeat domain-containing protein 54-like
Exons: 8
Coding region: 130-1002 (290 amino acids)
Molecular function (GO): protein binding
Source: RefSeq, a predicted model, not a curated record
GAGGAUCGCAGAGCAAAACAUAGACCGUUAGAGCCAACAUGGAGGACAGAGGGGCGCAGUUUCAUAACAGCGUCAAUAAGUCUCUGUAAACGUCUUUAUAACAGCGGUUGAAUCGCAGCUGGGUUUGGGAUGGAAAGCUGGGUCCCAGAGGUACCGGGAGCAGCGGGCGGUUCGGAAGAAGUCCAGGAGGACCGGUUUCGUUUAUCGGUCCUCGGCGAGGGGGUGAGGCUGGGCUGCGGUGCGUCUGAAGCCGACCCGGCUCUGAGUUACCUCCGCCUGCUGUGGGACCCGAACCAGGCCGGUGCCGACCCAGCGGCGGGGAACCCGAGCCGAGCGGAGCCGAACCGGGUGGGGAAGAUCGGGGUGAGCCGAGUCAAGAGACACGUCAGAGCGCAUCGAGCCGCCGGACCGAUUGGGAAAGAAGCGUACGCCGUGAAGAGAUUGCGUGAGGCAGCGAAUGGAAACGACGUGGAAACAGUGGAGAGGUUGCUGAGGGGUCACACUGACGCCUGCUCCGCGGAUGAUAAGGGCCGCACGGCGCUCCACUUUGCAUCCUGCAACGGGAACGAGCAGAUUGUUGCUCGCUUCUCUCACGGUGCCGACCCAAACCAGAGGGAUGGACUUGGAAACACGGCACUGCACUUAGCUGCCUGCACCAACCAUGUCCCCGUGAUCACAGCCCUGCUGAGAGGAGGCGCUCGUGUGGACGCCCUGGACCGCGCUGGAAGGACCCCUCUGCACCUGGCCAAAUCCAAACUGAACAUCCUGCUGGAGGGCCAAUCACAGAGCCUGGAGGCGCUGCGGAGCGAAGUGAGACAGAUUAUUCAGAUGCUCAGGGAGUAUCUGUCUCGGCUCGGUUGCUCUGAUGAGAGAGAGAGGCUGGAUCAGCUGAGCAGCCGCCUGCACAGAACCAGAACCAAGGAGCAGGUUGACGAGGUGACAGAUCUGCUGGCCAGCUUCACUUCACUCAGCCUGCAGAUGCACAGCCUGGGGGAGCGGUAGAGAGAGAAGAGAAGAGAGGAACAGACUGCACAGCUCCUCUCUCACGGAUCAGCAGAGACUCUAAUCACCAGCAUAGACAGACAGACAGACAGACAGACAGACAGACUCUCAUUUCAAACUCUACCAGCUGCUGCUGGCCUGUCUGUCUGUGCAGCCGGCGAGACAGUUUCUUCCACAGUAACCUCAGCAGCACAGCGGAGAGAGUCUGAGCAGCGAACUGCAGCAGCACGGGUUCAAGCACAGGGUCCUGCGUGAGUGAGUGUGUGUGUGUGUGUGAGAGAGAGAGGGAGUCUGUGUGUGUGAGUCUGUGUGUGUGUGUGUGUGUGUGUGUGUGUGUGUGUGUGUGUGUGUGUGUGUGUGAGAGAGAGAGGGAGUGUGUGUGUGUGUGUGUGUGUGUGAGAGAGGGAGUCUGUGUGUGUGAGAGAGAGGGAGUGUGUGAGAGAGAGUGUCUGUGUGUGUGUGUGUGUGUGUGAGAGAGAGAGUGUCUGUGUGUGUGUGUGUGUGUGUGUGUGUGUGUGAGAGAGAGAGAGUGUGUGUGUGUGUGUGUGUGAGAGAGUCUGUGUGUGUGUGUGUCUGUGUGAGAGGUUACACACCCCAGUAGUUUUCUCUGUGUCUUCGUUGCGUCGUUUUCGACACACAUCGUCUCUAAAACCGGAGACCGGUUUGUACAGCAACACGACUGGAGAAACUUAACAAAAAAAAAAAAAAAAAAAUCCUACAAUAAACAAACUACAAACAAGAGCAGCAGCAGCGACGACGACGCGGGUCUCCGUGCGCCUCUCCAGAGAGCUGAGGGUUGUGUUGUUUUGUUUCGAUGGUGUGUUUUUUUACUUUUUAAAGUUUUGUACGUGUUUGUUUGCUUUGUUUUUUUUAAAUGUAAAUAAGUUGUGUUGUUGUUAAAAAAAAAAUGAUAACAGUAAUAAUAAUAAUAAAUAAGUAUGAAAUCGUG